AGCAGAAGUUUGUCUCUCUUUUCUCCGGACUUCCAAAGGCGACAGGCGCAGGACUGUCUCCGUCUCUUUAGCGGUGCACAUGGCGCUUCCGCACGCUGUUUGUUUUUAUUUUUUUCGCACGCUACUAGUUAAAGUGGUAACUAGGAGAGCACGACUAACUAGUUGUGGGUGAAAUUAUGGGAUGCAUCGUCAUGGCAACAGACCAGACGUCACAAUCUGGGCAUGUGUGUUCCAUUUUUGUCUUUCUUAUUUUUCAGACUGGGAGACCUGGAUAGAGAUCAGUGGAAUAAAAAAAAAAAAAAAAGAUUUUUAACAAUGACAUGUUUUUUUGGUCUUUUUUUAGUCCUUCAGAGAGAGCAGCAGAUGCCGUGCAAAAAAAAAUAAAAAUUAAAAAAAAUUAACAGAGCGAGGAUUAGAUUUCUUUUUGGGUGAAGAAAGAGCCUGGGCUGCGGCGUCUGGAGGGUUAACUUUCAGUAUUCUCAGCCUAAAAGGGGUUUGGGGGGCUAUGAGAUAAAGAUGCCGGGGUCGCUGAGUAAUGAAGACGAGGGACAGGACGACAUGGAUUUUGAAGACGAUAUGCCAGACGAAGAUGACGAAGGAGAGCGCAACACCGUUCCCCUCACGCCCCUCGACAGCUUCUUCUCGGACAACGACUCCCUCAAACAACAGAAGAAGAAGAAGCCCAAAAAGAUGAAGGAGGGGAAAAUGCCCAAAGUGAAGAAGAGGAAAAAGGAGGGAGGAAUCCAGGCGAGAGUGGACAGCGACCUGGAGGAGACCUCAGAGGUCGAGGAGGAACGGGAACGUCCAGAAAUAAACUCAGAGAGUGAGAGCAGCACGGCGUACGGCCCGACCAAGAAGAAGAAGAAGAAACCCAAGGAGAAGAAAGAGAAGAAGCCCAGGAAGAAGAAGAGGGAUGAGGACGAGGAUGAGGAUGAGGAUGAUGAUGGGAACAUGAAAGAACCUAAAUCAUCAGGUCAGCUGAUGCAGGAGUGGGGCCUGGAGGAUGUUCAGUACGGCUUCACCGAGGACGACUAUAAAACCAUCACCAACUACAAAGCUUUCAGCCAGUUCCUCAGGCCUCUCAUCGCCAAGAAGAACCCCAAGAUCCCCAUGUCAAAGAUGAUGACAGUGUUAGGGGCCAAGUGGCGAGAGUUCAGCGCCAACAACCCGUUCAAAGGCGCAUCUGCCACCGCUGUGGCCGCCGCUGUGGCUGCCGCCGUGGAAACCGUCACCGUGGCACAGCCGACGACUGUCAGCAGCAGCCAGCCGAGCUCUCAGCCGGGGCCGAUCAAAAAAGCCAAAACCAAAGAGGGGAAGGGGCCAGGAGUCAGGAAGAGAAGCAAGUCUGUGAAGGAGGUGAAGAAGAAGCCGAAGCCCAAGAAGACCAAAUCGAAGUCGGGCCAAAGUGGGAAGAAGAAGAAAGCCUCCUCGAGCGAGGAGGACUUCCUGGAGGAGUCGGACUUUGAUGACAUCAGCAUCCACAGUGCCUCUGUGCUUUCUGAUACCUCGGGGGCCGCCACCAAGAAAAAGGCUCGACGUGGGAGGAAAAAAAGGAAAAAGGAAGACGGUGACGGCUAUGAGACGGACCAUCAGGACUACUGUGAGGUGUGCCAGCAGGGCGGGGAGAUCAUCCUGUGUGACACCUGUCCCAGAGCGUACCACCUGGUGUGUCUGGACCCCGAGCUGGAGAAGGCCCCCGAGGGCAAAUGGAGCUGUCCACACUGUGAGAAGGAGGGAAUCCAGUGGGAGGCCAAAGACGAGGAGGAGGAGGAGGAGGAGCCAGCAGGCGAGGAAGAGGACGACCACAUGGAGUUCUGCAGAGUGUGUAAAGACGGAGGAGAGCUGCUGUGUUGUGACACCUGCCCGUCCUCAUACCACAUCCACUGCCUGAACCCGCCCCUGCCUGAGAUACCCAACGGGGAGUGGUUGUGUCCACGCUGCAUGUGUCCCCCUCUCAAAGGUAAAGUCCAGAAGAUCCUGCACUGGACUUGGGGAGAGCCCCCGCUGCCGGCUGAGCUGCCCGCAGGUCCUGACGGGAAGCCCAAUGAUCCGCUGACCAAGCCUCCGCUCAAAGGCCACCCAGAGAGGGAGUUCUUUGUUAAGUGGGCCGGCCUUUCCUACUGGCACUGCUCCUGGGUCAGCGAGCUGCAGUUGGAGCUGUAUCACACCGUCAUGUAUCGGAACUACCAGAGGAAGAACGACAUGGACGAGCCGCCGCCGUUCGACUACGGCUCCGGGGAGGAGGAGCUAAACAACGAGAAGAGGAAGAGCAAAGACCCCCAGUACGCCGUGAUGGAGGAGCGCUUCUACCGCUACGGCAUCAAACCAGAGUGGAUGGUGAUACACAGGAUAGUCAACCACAGUUUCGAUAAAGACGGAGAUGUGCACUACCUGAUCAAGUGGAGAGACCUGCCGUACGACCAGUGCACCUGGGAGGUGGAUGACUUCGACGUCCCAGAAUAUGACGGUCAUAAAGCUUCCUACUGGGACCACAGGGAGCAGAUACUCGGGGAGGACCAACGCCCCCUGGUGGUGAGGAAAGGAAAGAAGCUCAAGGAAGAUCAUCAGAAAAGAGAAAUCCCUCCUGAUGCUCCCAUCAUAGACCCAACCAUUAAGUUCGAGCACCAGCCGUGGUACAUCAACGCCACCGGGGGAACGCUGCACCCAUACCAGCUGGAGGGUCUGAACUGGUUGAGGUUCUCCUGGGCGCAGGGCACGGACACCAUCCUGGCUGAUGAGAUGGGCCUGGGGAAGACGGUGCAGACCAUCGUUUUCCUCUACUCGCUCUAUAAGGAGGGUCACUCGAAGGGGCCUUUCCUGGUGAGUGCGCCGCUCUCCACCAUCAUCAACUGGGAGAGGGAGUUUGAGAUGUGGGCUCCAGAUUUCUACGUGCUGACGUACACCGGGGACAAAGACAGCCGGGCGAUCAUCAGGGAGAACGAGUUCACCUUUGAAGACAGCGCGGUGAAGAGCGGACGCAAAGUGUUCCGUAUGAAGAAAGAUACUCCCAUCAAGUUCCACGUCCUGCUGACGUCCUAUGAGCUGAUCACGAUUGAUCAAGCCAUUCUGGGCUCCAUCACAUGGGCCUGCCUGGUGGUGGACGAGGCCCACAGACUCAAGAACAAUCAGUCAAAGUUUUUUAGGAUUCUGAACGGGUAUAAGAUCUACUACAAGCUGCUGCUCACUGGGACUCCUCUUCAGAACAACCUGGAGGAGUUGUUCCACCUGCUUAACUUCCUCACCCCAGAGCGCUUCAAUAACCUGGAAGGCUUCCUGGAGGAGUUUGCCGAUAUCUCAAAGGAGGACCAGAUCAAGAAGCUUCACGAUCUGCUCGGCCCUCAUAUGCUCAGGAGGCUGAAAGCUGACGUUUUCAAGAACAUGCCGGCAAAGACCGAGUUGAUUGUAAGAGUGGAGCUCAGCCCGAUGCAGAAGAAAUAUUACAAAUUCAUCCUGACGCGAAACUUCGAGGCUCUGAACUCCAAAGGUGGAGGGAACCAAGUGUCCCUGCUGAACAUCAUGAUGGACCUGAAGAAGUGCUGCAACCAUCCCUACCUGUUCCCUGUGGCUGCUGUGGAGGCUCCUGUGUUGCCAAACGGUUCGUAUGAUGGUAACCAGCUGGUGAAGUCCUCAGGGAAACUGACGCUGCUUCAGAAAAUGUUGAAGAAGCUCAAAGACGAAGGACACAGAGUUCUCAUCUUCUCUCAGAUGACAAAGAUGUUGGAUCUGCUGGAGGACUUCCUGGAGUUCGAGGGUUAUAAAUAUGAGCGUAUUGAUGGAGGGAUUACUGGAGGCUUGAGGCAGGAGGCCAUCGACCGCUUCAACGCACCGGGCGCUCAGCAGUUCUGCUUCCUGCUGUCAACACGAGCGGGAGGUCUCGGCAUCAACCUCGCGAGCGCGGACACUGUCAUCAUCUACGACUCCGACUGGAAUCCUCACAAUGACAUCCAAGCUUUCAGCAGAGCGCAUCGUAUCGGUCAAAACAGGAAGGUGAUGAUCUAUCGCUUCGUGACCCGGGGAUCGGUGGAGGAGCGAAUCACUCAGGUGGCAAAGAGGAAGAUGAUGCUCACCCAUCUGGUCGUGCGGCCCGGUCUUGGCUCCAAAACCGGCUCCAUGUCCAAACAAGAACUGGACGAUAUCCUGAAGUUUGGCACCGAGGAGCUUUUCAAAGAUGAAAUAGAAGCAGCUCGAACCAUGGGCUCUCUCAGCAGGGGUACCUCCCAUCAAACAGGUGACAACAAAGAGGGCGAGGAGGGGAAUGUGAUUCAUUACGAUGACGAUGCAAUCUCGAAGCUGCUGGACCGCAGCCAGGACGCCACAGAAGACACCGAGAUCCAGAACAUGAACGAGUACCUGAGCUCCUUCAAGGUGGCUCAGUACGUGGUGAAGGAGGAGGACGGGGAGGAGGAGGUGGAGCGGGAGAUCAUCAAGCAGGAGGAGAACGUGGAUCCCGACUACUGGGAGAAACUCCUCCGCCAUCACUACGAGCAGCAGCAGGAGGACCUCGCUCGCAACCUGGGCAAAGGCAAACGCAUCAGGAAGCAGGUCAACUACAACGACACGACCCAGGAGGACCAAGAAUGGCAGGAUGAUCUUUCAGACAAUCAGUCGGAGUACUCUGUGGGGUCCGAGGACGAGGACGAAGAUUUCGAGGAGAGGCCUGAAGGUGGACGCAGACAUUCGCGUCGACAGCUGAAGGGGGAAAAAGACAAACCUCUGCCGCCCCUACUGGCACGAGUCGGAGGCAGUAUUGAGGUCCUGGGGUUCAACGCUCGUCAGAGGAAAGCCUUCCUCAAUGCCAUCAUGCGAUGGGGGAUGCCCCCUCAGGAUGCCUUCAACUCCCACUGGCUGGUCAGAGACCUGAGAGGGAAGAGUGAGCGCGAGUUCAGGGCCUACGUGUCUCUGUUCAUGAGACACCUGUGUGAGCCGGGGGCAGACGGAGCAGAAACCUUUGCCGAUGGAGUCCCCCGUGAAGGACUGUCUCGUCAGCAUGUUCUCACCAGGAUCGGAGUCAUGUCUCUCGUCAGGAAAAAGGUGCAGGAGUUUGAGCAUGUAAAUGGAAAGCUGAGCUCCCCGGAUCUGAUUCCCAUCGGCAUGGAGCUGAAGAAGCUGACCGAGAGUUUGUCCUCCGAUCCAAACACUCCUGUGCCGGCCAGCCCCGUCGCCACGCAGCCCGGCACUCCUGUCCCUCCAGAGAAGACUGAGUCUCUGCUGGGUUCAUCAGAGGACAAAGACACCACAGAGCAGGACGGCAAGAAACUCUCAGAGCAGGAGCAGACGUCCAGCUCAGACGCAGCACCUGCACCUGAGAAGGCAGCUGACAGUGAGGAGAGCAAGGCCGGCUCUGAGGAGAAAACGGCAGACGAGAGGGACAGAACUGAUUCGCCCAACACAAAGACGGAGCCAUCUGCCAACCAAAAAGAGUCGGCUUCAAAACAGACAGAGCUGUCAUCCAGCCAGACGUCUCCUAAAGUGGAGCCCUGCAAAGAAACAGAGAAGUCUUCAGACAAAGCGGACAAUGAUUCCCCUCCUGCAAAGACUGAAGACAAAGAAAAUAAGCCAGACGACGUGAAGAGUGAAGAGGCGAUAGAAGGUCGACUGAACGGAGACAAAGACACUCUGGAUGAGAUCGAAGAGAGCAGGAAGGAGGACAAAAAUGGAUACAGAGCCAAGUUUAUGUUUAACAUUGCAGAUGGAGGUUUUACAGAGUUACACACCCUGUGGCAGACCGAAGAGAGAGCGGCGCUGUCGUCUGGAAAGAUGCAUGACAUCUGGCACCGUCGCCAUGACUACUGGCUGUUGGCUGGCAUUGUAACACAUGGCUACGCUCGCUGGCAGGACAUUCAGAACGACCCCCGUUAUGCGAUUCUCAAUGAGCCCUUCAAGACGGAGAUGCACAAGGGGAACUACCUGGAGAUGAAGAACAAGUUCCUGGCUCGUCGUUUUAAGUUGUUGGAACAGGCUCUGGUGAUCGAGGAGCAGUUGAGGCGGGCAGCGUACCUGAACAUGACCCAGGACCCGAGUCACCCGGCCAUGGCUCUCAACACUCGCUUCACUGAGGUGGAAUGUCUGGCAGAGUCCCACCAGCACCUGUCCAAAGAGUCUCUGGCCGGGAACAAGCCUGCCAACGCCGUGCUGCACAAAGUGCUGAAUCAACUGGAAGAGCUUCUGAGCGACAUGAAAGCCGACGUUACUCGACUGCCCAACAUGCUGUCCAGGAUCCCGCCGGUGUCGGCCCGUCUGCAGAUGUCUGAGCGGAGCAUCCUGAGCCGCCUCACCAGCCGAGGGAACGAGCCCCCGCCGCAGCAGACGUUCAGUCAGGGCGGCUUCGGCUGCUCUCAGAUGUACAGCGGCAGCUUCGGAGGAGGCUUCAGAGGACCGGGUGGACAGCCCAUGGUCAACUACAGUCAGAUGCCUCUGGGACCCUACGUCAGCGUUUCCUCUAACGGCCCUCCGCCCCCCACAAGCCAUCUGGAUAAAAAGUCACUCGACUCCUUGAGAGACGUGGCGACACCUGACCUCAAGUCAGGCAAACCCAGUGAUGUCAUCUGUAUUGAAGAUUAGAUCAGCUCUGUGUCACUGAGAUCAGACGCCCUUUGGGGAUGGGGUCUGUGUGAAUGACAGCCGUCUCCUCCGCCAUGUCCUCCUCUUUUUUUCCGCCGACUUUAAAUCUUCUAAAUCGAGCUCUCUGUCUGCGGAUGAGAUGAUUAACUUUUUUGAUUAAUGCAGAUGUACCUAUCUUAACACUUGCACUUUUAUCUUUCAAGGACUCUGUAGAAGUAUUUCAGUAGAUGUUUGCUUUCAUGCUGCGGAGCGGAGGAUUAGGAGAAAGCUGAUUUUAUGAAAGACGAUUUUGUCCCCCCCUUCCCCCUGCAUCCCUGCAGAACAAGGUGAAACUCAAGGAAGCUGGCAUGACUUGAGAGUCUGACGCUCAUGAUUGAGGCUCAUUUUAAUCUACAAAUGUGUGUUUUGUUGGUGCCAGCUUCGACUUUUUUUUCGUUCUCUGCGCCUCCUGUUUCGUUUUUCACUACACUGUGACUGUGCCCAUCAACGAGAAAGGAGCGGAUUUAAGGACAAUUUUAGUCACAGUCCGAAAAGUCAGAGGGCCAAUAUUGUCAUUUUUAAAUGAAUUCUUGUCAUUCAUGUAGUAACCAGUGGAUAAAUUAUUGAUCUGACAGCAUCAGAAGCUAUGAUCAUGUAUGCAGUAGCUGGACACACAGUCUGUCUGAAUCCUCGAAAGACUGCCACCCGCUGGUGAAAGUGGAGAAAGUGAGUCCUGCUACACCCGCAGACACAUUUGACUGCCAGAUGCUGGCUGGGAGGGUUGGCUUCUUGUACUGUAUAUACUCAGAGACUGCUGUUUAUUUUACCUCACAUAGGUCUAAUCUUAGUGAAAUAUGUACACAAACAUGGAAGAAAUCAGUGGAAAUGAAGAUCAAGCAAAGUCAAAAAGAAGCUACAGAAAUGAUUUUUAACACAUCUCAAGAGAAGACUGAGUAUUACUGUGUACGGUACGAUAUUUGUGAUUCUUACUAUAUUUGAAUGUUAGUAGUGGCUGUAGAGCUUAACCCCCAAGCCAGGACCAGUGGGACUGCACUAUAAACAGGAAACUCAUCUGGUCGACAUCCACAGACGGGGGCUAACUGAGAACACUCCUGAGUGGAGGGUGGAAGCUUUUUUUUUUUUUUUCUCUCCUCUUACUUACAUCCAGGGACUUUCCCAGCUCCCUGUCAUUGUUAGAAACUGAAUAAGAUCCCGCGUGCUUCAGGCACAGUCUCACUUUAAGUCUCAAGAUGAGCUUUUUGUUAGCUUCUUUUUAUGUUAAGGUAAAAUAAGACGUUCUUUGGUUACUUGGUGCCACUUUAAAAAGAUAAUCCAUGUAUUCUUUUGAUGCACUGUUUCCUUCACUGAGGUGCAGACUGUAAUUCAUCGUAAUCACACGGAGGCCGUUUUUACUCCGACGUCACACUCAAGAACUCAAAUGCUUAAAAAUGUGAACUGCUGGGGCGCUGAUGGCCUAUACUGUAGCUUCACACCUCAUGUACAGAGGCUGUAAUCCUCCAAGCAGGCGGCCCGGGUUCAAGUCCAAUCCUUGGCUACUUUCCCACAUCUCAUUCCCCUCUCUCUCUCUCUCUCUCUCUUGAUUUCCAACUAUAUCCACUGUCCUGUCUAACUAAUGGCAAAAAUAACAAAUAUACGACUUCAAAUGAGUGAGAAAAAACAAGUGAGCUGCUGUGUUUCAGUUUUCAAAAUGUAGAAAUGUGGGGAGUUUGACAAUUUCCAUUUCGAUGCUUCCCUACUGAUAAGCAACAGGAGAGACGAUGAAUAGUGAAUAUUUCAUCAAUUUGAGAUUACAGAGGAUAAAAUCACAACAAAGCUCAUCUCUUAAAGAAGUGGUUCUCAACUCGUCUAGCCUCAGGACCCACCACCAACUCCACCCUGAAAAAACAUGACCCACAUUUCUGAUAUGUUUCAACCAAUCAGAUUUAUUUCAUUGAAAAAAAAAAUCUGCAGUUUUUGCAGUUUGCAGCUUCUGUCAAAUGUUUCAUGUCGCUCAGACGAUGCAAAACAUCUGAAACUGAACACAACAAACAUGGUUAAAAACACGCUUGACAAACGGUUUGUGGCCAAGUUUUUUUUUUCAGGCCCAUGCUCGCGACCCACCAGUUGAGAAUCACUGUCUUAAAGCUUUACAUGUAGAACUUACUUGAACUUAGUACCAAUUGAAGACAAAAAUAACACUUUUGAUAACCCAUUAGCUCCCAUUAAAAGCAGCUAAAGUUAGCAUUGAAGUACUACCUAGCUAACAAAACAAUGUUUGUUAUGCGAUUUAAAAGGCUUAAAUGAAUUCUGAAAUAUCCACCUACAUCGUGGACUGAGUCAUUAAAACCUGGAAGUAAAUAAAACACUGGAACUUUUAAAAAAAAUGUUUCAGGAAACAGUAUCAAAUGGUAAUGUUAGCUAGGAGGUGGUUGAAUGCUAACGUUAGCUGAUGUUAAAUUGUGGCUAAGUGGUUUCGAAUAGCUUGAAAAUUGACUAAUUUCCCUCCUAAGUUCAACUAUACAUUUAAUUAAAAGUUGCUUAUCAACCUGGAAACUAUGAAAUGUAAACCAUUGGUCAGAAUUGUAAAUACAAUUGGAACACAGGUGUAUGAAAUCAGCAGUAUUUUUACUCCCCACCAUUAGCUUAAUGUCAGAGGAAAAUGGCCUCUGUGAGAAUGUUGAAUCGUUUGUGUUGCAGUCUUCACUUGAUUUUGAUAAUACUUGCUGUUUAAGGACCACCGUUGAACUGCAUUACUUUAAACAAUGCCCCAGCUUCCACUUAUGUUAGGGUUUCUUAAAGAGUGUAUGUUACCUCUUGCUGUACCUGAAGUGAAGGCAUGUUAGCAUCGUUGCGCUAGGCUACAUAUCUUGUCCAUUCCAUCUGCUUCUAUUAAUGUGCAAAGGUGACUGUCCACGGAGUCAAACAAUCUUUACAAUUCAAGCUUUCUACCUUACCUUUUCAAUGAAGGCUUUGCUUGAAUGUUCGGACUAACGGUGCAAACUGCUACAACUCGUGUCUUUUUUUUCUCCUUUCUUCCAAAGACCAGUGGCAUUUACUUGUUUUAUUAUUGUUAGUGCCAAUGCAGCAGGAAACGAAGACUGUGACUGGACAAAUCUAAGCUGAAAAGGUGGCAUUGUACAGACUCCAUGGGUGUAUUUUCUUACUUGUUUUCCAUUUCAAAUCCUGAGCUAAAUUUAAUGUGCUGAUUUUAAUCGGACUUGAAUUUGAACGCACCAUGAGGUAACCCUUAAAAAAAGAGCAUCAUGCCAGUUUUUGCACAAUUCUUUCUGAGUGUUGAUCAGUGCUGUUACGUUCUUUGUUUCGCCAUCGAUUACUUGACCAUGACAUGUAUUAGGUUUCUCGACAGAUAGAACCUCAGAAACAUGUAAAUACUUGAAGGAUUUUUUUCAGAUACUGUAAGUCCAUCUCAAACAGAUUUAUGUAUCAAUCUGAAGAAAAAAACAAGAUGAAUGUCUGCCGGAUGGUGUUGCCAUGGAAAUGCAGUGUGCACAGUACAGUGUGUGCUCAUCAAUCAAAAACCUUCUCCCUUCUGGAGGGACAACGUCAAAAACAAAAAUACUCUGAAAUAAUGCAAUCAAACUGAAGUCGGUAUGAAUGUAACGUCUGUACGAAGAAAAAAAAAAAGGCUUCAGUCUAAUAUAAAUAUGUUAACAAUGUAUGUACAUGCUUAUCAACAUGGCUUCAAAAGCUACCAAAAGACCCUGAUUAAAGGCACCUUUGUUGCAGCGAAUGCACAGCAUGUGAAGCGUUGGGUUUGACGCUCCACUUCCAGGAGGCGGUGUAGUGUAUCUAGCAUUUACAGACAAUGAGCUCCAAGCAGUGUUAUGGUUCUGAUAUUUGUGCUGUAUAGCAAAUUGAAUGAAAAAAAGUGAAUCGUCAUCUUUUUAUUUGUAUCCUGUGUAUUUGUUCAACGUGUUUUAAUAAAUCUUCUGGACAACA
Molecule: messenger RNA, 10500 nt
Organism: Labrus mixtus (cuckoo wrasse)
Lineage: Eukaryota; Metazoa; Chordata; Actinopteri; Labriformes; Labridae
Gene: chd5
Product: chromodomain helicase DNA binding protein 5
Exons: 40
Coding region: 517-6561 (2014 amino acids)
Biological process (GO): negative regulation of transcription by RNA polymerase II; chromatin remodeling
Cellular component (GO): chromatin; NuRD complex; nucleus
Molecular function (GO): histone binding; DNA binding; chromatin binding
Source: RefSeq, a predicted model, not a curated record